CCCUCCCUGCUGCGGCCCAGCCUGGAGGGCGUGUCGCCCAGGCCUCCGCCCAGACCUUGCGAGGCGCCCUCCGGUCCGCCAGGAGCUGGGGCCAGGAGGGCCCGCAGCCGCGCCUGGAAGAUGCGCCCCGGGACUGCCGGCACCCUGAAGGCAGCAUUCCUCGUCCUUGCCUCCCUGUGCGCCUGGUAUUCCGGGUACCUGCUCGCAGAGCUCAUUCCAGAUGUGCCCCUGUCCAGCACCAUCUACAGCAUCCGGAGCAUCGGUGAGAGGCCCGUCCUGAGAGCGCCAGCUCCGAAAAGGCAAAAAUGUGACCACUGGACCCCAUGCCCCGCAAACAGCUAUGCCUACCGGUUGCUCAGCGGGGGUGGCAGGGACAAGUAUGCCAAGAUCUGCUUUGAGGAUGAGAUGCUCAUAGGAGAAAAGACUGCAAAUGUUGCAAGAGGAAUAAACAUUGCCAUUGUCAACUAUAUGACUGGGGCAGUGAUAGCAACACAGCAUUUUGAUAUGUACGAAGGCGAUAACUCUGGACCGAUGGUGAGGUUUAUUCAGAGCGCCCCUUCGCAGUCCCUGCUGUUCAUGGUCACCCAGGAUGAAGGCAGCAGCAGACUGAAGGAGGAUGCCAAGAAGACCAUCGAAGCCCUGGGAAGUAAAGAGAUCAGAAACAUGAGAUUCAGGUCAAGCUGGGUGUUCCUUGCAGCAAAAGGCUUUGAACUCCCUUCAGAAAUUCAGAGAGAAAAGAUCAACCACUCAGAUAGCUCAAGGAACAGGUACUCGGGCUGGCCUGCAGAGAUACAGAUAGAAGGCUGUAUACCGAAAGGACCAAGCUAACGUUGCCCGGCCUUAAUAAACGUGUUUUUAUAGACAAACGCAGCAUGGAAUGGACCAAGCAUCUGACCCAGCGGUCACUGUUUGAUGAGUAUUUGGGGCUUGCCAUCAGCCAACCAGAAUAUUUGCUGGUUGUAUAAAAUUUUGCUGUAUAGACGUUUUAUUUAUAGAGUGAAGAUCGCAGGACAACUGAAAUGAGUAACUGUUCAAGGAAGUGCCGUGAUUGAACUUUGAGAGGAGAGGGUUGGGGGAGCAACCACUGCUUGUUGGGGUGGAGGGCUAUUUUAUGAUCAGAUCUAAGUUUGACCCCUGUGGUCCAGACAGCUCUGCAGAGAGAAAACCUUUAUCCCUGAUCACCAGGCACACCCUCCUUUUGGAUGGUCAUCUCCUUCGAGGACGAGCAGCGGUCAGAGGGCGUAGCUAACAUCCGGGGUCCACCCUAGUUGAGCUGUUAAAGUCUCCCUGUGGGUCACUGAACUUAUUCACUCCACAAACCUAGGUGCCCCUACCUCGGGCACCAGCAGUGCCGCAGUGAAGAGCUCCAGGCUCUGCCUCCAUGUGGGAGCGUCCCUCCAGGGGCUGGGGGUGGGGAGGGAGGAGCUCUGACAGAGUGGGCGGGCAGGGUCUGCUGCUGGGAGGCUCACAGUCUACCCCACGCUUACCGGGAGACACCUCGUAAGAUCCAUGUAGCAGCAUAUCCAGAGAAGCACGUCUGGUGACUUGGGGUUAAGAAAAUCCAGUCACUGCCAAACACCCAUUCUAACGUCCCUCCCGGGGCUGGCUGCCGCAAAGGCUAGGAGACUUCGAUGCCCAGUUAAUAGUGCUUCUCGGAGCCUCUAGUUUCUCAUCAAUAAAAUAGAGGGAUUGGGACCGAGAGUGAUUUUCAAGCACUUUUAUCAGCAGGACUCCUUUUAAGAACAUGGUAGCAGGGGAUAGGUAGAGCUCAGUUGUGGAGCACAUGCUUAGCCUGCAUGAGGUUCAGUCCCCAGCGCCUCCGUUAAAAUAAAGAACGAAAGAAAAAUAAACCUAAUCCCCCUCCCCCCAAAAAAGAGCUUCUGAUAAAAAUGAAUGAAUAAAAUGAACACAUGGUAGCACGUGGCGCCCUCGCAGUGUCAAAGCAGCGGAGCUCAUCAGCGCUGGCUUCCCCUUCGUGCUCCCUGCCGGCUGCAGGUCAGCAGAGGCUUGGCCCUCCUCCUGAAGAUGGGUCCUGACCAUCAUGGAAGCCAGAGAGAGCAGGAGUCCAGGUGCCCCCCAGAGCUCCUGCCAGGACACAUACGAGCCCUCCCUCGUCCCCCCGCAGCAGGGGGACGUCACCCUCCUGGCAGCGGGGCGGGAGGUGGGGUGACUGCCCUCCCACAGGGGGGGAUGACUAUGUGUGAGCAGGAGGGGAGUGGCCACCGAAAGCCAAGCAGAGCUCCAGCCCAGAGAGGACCUCGGCCUCUGGGCAGUGGCCCUUCAGGGAGCCUGGACCUCUCUCUGCAAAGGCGUCUGCAAACCACUGGAUGGGAUCUUGGCUCAGGCCCUAUUACGAACUAAACUCUGUUCCCUCAGAUCCGUGAAUUGACCCCUAAUCAGCAUUUCCUCUAAACGUGACGCCGUGUGUCAGUAGGGUCAUGUAAUACGCUAGAGGGAAGUGGCCCCCAUCCAGUACGACUGCUGGUCUUACAGAAAAGGGACGUGUAGACACACACAAGCCCUUGGGGAGAAGGCCACGUGGCGAUGGAGGCAGAGAUCCAGGUGA
Vicugna pacos (alpaca) is the source of this 2566-nucleotide messenger RNA. The record is from RefSeq and is a predicted model, not a curated record. NCBI's taxonomy places the organism in Eukaryota, Metazoa, Chordata, Mammalia, Artiodactyla, Camelidae.